ACCGGUUUAGCGCCCCUCGUCACCCAAGCUUAUAAUCGAACUCGGCGCGCAUUAUUUCUAUCAAUGCCUUUAUAUCAUACUAUAUACACAUAUCCUGAGCUGACCGCAAAGAGCAAGAUGAGUGAAUUACGAGACUAUGAACAGGUCAAUAAGGCCAAUUGGGACGAACGCGCCCCAGUGCACGCAGAGUCGGCGGAUUACAACUUGUCCGACUACAUCAAGAACAAAGACUAUCUCGGAGACGUCGUCUCAUUUGAUCGCUCCCGUCUGCCCGACUUGACCGGCAAAAAGAUCGUCCAUCUCCAAUGCCAUAUUGGCACCGAUACUCUGGGUUUGGCACGACUCGGCGCAGCCUCUGUCACCGGUCUUGACUUCUCUGGCCCAGCUAUCGCCGAAGCGAGAAAGCUGGCCGAGGCAACUAAUGGGUCUGGCGGCGAGAAGCUGACCUAUGUCGAGGCGUCCGUUUACGAUGCCGCCAAGGUGCUCGAGGCAGGCACCUUUGACGUCGUCUUUACUGGUAUCGGAGCGCUGUGCUGGAUCCACAGUGUAGAGGAAUGGGCUGCUGUUGUAUCCAAGCUUCUGAAGCCUGGUGGCCGCUUGUUCAUUCGCGAGGGACACCCCGUUCUCUGGGCCCUCGACGAGACAGACAAGGAGAAGCUGUCGAUCAAGUUUCCGUACUUUGAGCGCAAGGAGCCGACUGUGUGGGAGUUUGAAAAUACAUAUGUUCAGACAGACCACGUUUUCAAGACGAACAAGACUGCCGAGUUUAACCACGGCAUCGGCGAGAUUGUGCAAGCUGUUAUUAACAGCGGUAUGAGACUGACCAACUUGGAGGAGCAUCAGAGUGUGCCGUGGAAUGCGCUGCCCGAGAUGAUGGUAGCAGAUGGAAAUGAAUGGUCGGUAAAAGACCAGCCGUGGCGAUUGCCUCAUUCGUACACGCUCCAGGCUGUCAAGGAAGAUCUUUCAAAGCCAUAGAUGAGAUAUUCAACGUCAUAAAAGAGCACUUUAAUUAUAAUACCGUACAUAAUCUGAAAUCGUACUGUUAGCCCCGUACCAAGUACCGACUCGUCCAACCUGGUAGAAUCUAAGCGCCGGACCAGGAAACCCCCCCGGGCCGUCGUAGGCCAAAUCCUAUACGGGGCCUCCUGUUCUCCAGACAAUGUGGCAGCAGUUCAUGAGAAUAAAACGACUUCUCAAUCAACUCCAGUGCAAAUUCAAUAUCUGGACCAAUAUAUCGAACACCCAAAAUGCAGGGCCACUGUCGGCUCACUUUAGGGUGAAUUUCAUUAUAGCAGAAGUUAUCCCUCGCUUCCAAUGGCUCUAGUGGGUGAAGAUGACACAG
Molecule: messenger RNA, 1342 nt
Organism: [Torrubiella] hemipterigena
Lineage: Eukaryota; Fungi; Ascomycota; Sordariomycetes; Hypocreales; Clavicipitaceae
Source: the annotation of a GenBank genome assembly